AUGGCGCCCAGCUCGAAAUCGGAGCGGAACAGCGGGGCCGGGAGUGGCGGCGGCGGCACCGGGGGCGCCGGGGGGAAGCGGACGGCGGGGCGGCGGCGGGAGCACGUACUCAAGCAGCUGGAGCGAGUCAAGAUCAGCGGGCAGCUCUCCCCUCGACUCUUCCGGAAGCUGCCACCCAGGGUCUGUGUCUCCCUUAAGAGCAUCGUGGACGAGGACUUCCUCUAUGCAGGACACAUCUUCCUGGGCUUUUCCAAGUGCGGCCGGUACGUGCUCUCCUACACCAGCAGCAGCGGGGACGAUGACUUCUCCUUCUACAUCUACCACCUGUACUGGUGGGAGUUCAACGUGCACAGCAAGCUCAAGCUGAUCCGGCAGGUGCGGCUCUUCCAGGACGAGGAGAUCUACAGUGACCUGUACCUGACUGUGUGUGAGUGGCCCAGCGAUGCCUCCAAGGUCAUCGUCUUUGGCUUCAACACCCGUUCGGCAAACGGGAUGCUCAUGAACAUGAUGAUGAUGAGUGACGAGAACCACCGAGACAUCUACAUCAGCACCGUGGCUGUGCCACCGUCCGGCCACUGCGCCGCCUGCCGGGAAGCCAGCCGGGCCCAUCCAGGUGACCCCAGCGCGCAGUGCCUGCGACAUGGCUUCAUGCUGCACACCAAGUACCAGGUGGUGUACCCCUUCCCCACCUUCCAGCCCGCCUUUCAGCUCAAGAAGGACCAGGUGGUUCUGCUCAACACCAGCUACUCCCUGGUGGCUUGUGCUGUCUCAGUCCACUCGGCAGGCGAUAGCAGCGACUGCCAAGUCCUGUAUGACCAUACCGCCUACCCCCAGGCCCCUCCCAGCCCCCCUGGGCCCCAGAGCCCAGAGGUGCCCUUGGCCCUCCCCAGCCUCUGUCCCGAAGUGGCCUCCGCCCGUCCCUCUGGGGUCCCUGAGCCCUCACCCGCCAUCGCCAAAGCCAAGGAGUUUGUGGCCGACAUCUUCCGCAGGGCCAAAGAGGCCAAGGGUGGGACCCCAGAGGAAGCUCAGCCUCCCUCCCACACGGGGCCCUCCGGCAGCUGCUGCCGCCCAUCCUCUGAGCCGGUAGCCCCAGGUGCAGAGGUAGCGCCCCAGGACAGCCCCCCUGCAGCCGAGGAGCCAGCCCCCGAGCCUGGCUACGUCAACUACACGAAGCUGUAUUACGUGCUGGGGUCCGGCGAAGGGACCGAGCCAGAGGAUGAGUUCGAGGAUGACAAGAUCUCCCUGCCGUUUGUGGUGACCGAUCUGCGUGGCCGAAGUCUGAGGCCCAUGCGGGAACGGGCUUCCGUACAGGGUCAGUACCUGACAGUGGAGCAGCUCACGCUGGACUUUGAGUAUGUCAUCAACGAAGUCAUCCGCCAUGAUGCCACCUGGGGCCAUCAGUUCUGUUCCUUCAGCGACUAUGACAUCGUCAUCCUGGAGGUCUGCCCAGAAACCAACCAGGUCCUGAUCAACAUUGGCCUGCUGCUCCUGGCAUUCCCAUCCCCAACUGAGGAAGGCCAGCUCCGACCAAAGACCUACCAUACCAGCCUCAAGGUGGCCUGGGACCUCAACACGGGCAUCUUUGUGACAGUCAGCGUGGGCGAUCUCACUGAAGUCAAAGGGCAGACCAGCGGCAGUGUCUGGAGCUCAUACCGCAAGAGUUGUGUGGACAUGGUCAUGAAGUGGCUGGUGCCCGAGAGCAGCGGCCGCUACGUCAACAGGAUGACUAAUGAGGCGUUGCACAAAGGGUGCUCCCUGAAGGUUCUGGCAGACAGCGAGCGAUACACAUGGAUUGUGCUGUGA
Messenger RNA from Pipistrellus nathusii (Nathusius's pipistrelle), 1803 nucleotides. NCBI's taxonomy places the organism in Eukaryota, Metazoa, Chordata, Mammalia, Chiroptera, Vespertilionidae. The record is from the annotation of a GenBank genome assembly.